Molecule: messenger RNA, 5162 nt
Organism: Monomorium pharaonis (pharaoh ant)
Lineage: Eukaryota; Metazoa; Arthropoda; Insecta; Hymenoptera; Formicidae
Product: piwi-like protein Siwi
Exons: 11
Coding region: 1281-3959 (892 amino acids)
Biological process (GO): regulatory ncRNA-mediated gene silencing
Cellular component (GO): P granule
Molecular function (GO): protein binding; piRNA binding
Source: RefSeq, a predicted model, not a curated record
UUUAGAUAUUUUUUAAACUAUAUUUUGAUGAGGGCAAUAAAAUUUUCUUUUUCAUAGCAUAAAAAUUAAUUAUUAUUAAAAAUAGCUAUGCUAUAAAUAUUAAUGUUUUAAUUAUAAAUAAGAUUAUCCUCUUAUUUUUCCAUAAUGUUAUGUUUUUUAGAACUUUUUUUAGAAUAUUCAAAAAAGCAGUUAAAAGAUAUUUCAUCAUGAAUUUGAGUUUAUUGUACUCUUAUGAUACAUUAAAAAUGCGUUGUUCUUUUUAUUUUAUGUAACGAUUUAUAUUUUUACGUUAUAUUUUAUGUUACAAGUCUCCUGAUGAGAGAGAGAGUAACUUUUGUUUAUUGUUCCUAAUUUAUUUCGUUGCAAUAUUUGACUUAUUUUUUAUUUCUCUUUCUUGCUUCAAGAUUUAUUUUUACUGCAUACUAUUCAGUCAUUGUGUUCAGUCAGCGAAACGUGGUCUUUACGUGAUACAUGUCCGAACUUGUUCAAGGCGGUUCUCAAUUGUUCUUUUAUAACCUCCAUAUUUUUUGUAACAGUGUCGAAAUACAUGUUGGUUAGCAUUGGUUAGGAGUGCUUUUUCUAAUUUAUUAACAUAAUCAUAUAUAAAAUAUACAUAUAAAGGCAAUUUUCCAAUCGCAAUUUACGCGUAUCCUUAUAAUAAAAAUGCGAUUGGAUAAUUUUCAUUAACCAUAUAGUUAUGCAGUUAUGCAGGUUUGUCUUACUAGAUCCUUUAACGUUCGCAACGCUCGCAAGCGACAUUUAUCCUUGUUUAAUAUUCGAUAAAUAUCAAGCAUGGAAUAAGGAAAAGUAUUGCGAGUAUUAAAUGAAACACAUCCUAGACGACUUGUGAGUAAAAGAGGAAACAUUGAAAAUGUAGAAAAUUGGCUUGUUUUUUUCGCUGCACUGUUACACUGGUGCGAAGUUAAAAUGAGAAAAAAUAUAUUUGUCUUACUCUAACCUGUUGCAUCAGGUCAAAGCGUGCCAAGAGAAAGAGAAAGUUGAUCCAGUAGGUUUUCUUUCCUUUUUCGAGGCUCUGACAUGCUUAGAUCCACUUGUUCAAUAUCUACAAAAUUUUUUUUCAAAGCAUAUAAUAUUUGUUUGCUUACUUAAACUCGAUUUGCUAAGAAUAACCUUUCUGUAUGGACUGUACUAAAACAAGGAUAGCUAGCUUUAUUCAUCCCUCCCCCCCUCUUUGUCUCCGUCUCGGCACGCAUUUUCUACGAGGGUUUCUAUAUCAUUUGAGUUCAAAGAGAAAAUGACCUGUAGUCGGUUACAAAAAAAUGUCGCAGAGAGGAGGAAAAGGACGAGGUUAUGGACGAGCGACGUAUAAACAGCAGAUUCCCGCGUCUCAGGAGCAGCAGCUUCCGCAUGCUCAGGCGUCGGCGAGCGGUGGGGCCGUUCGCAAACCAGGACAAUCUGCUGGGCAACCGAGCACUGGGCGCGGUGUAACGCAACGUAUUGGUGAAAGAGGUGAUGGUGCAGCGAUUGGACAGCUUGGCAGAGGCGUAGAAAAACUCGAGAUUCAACCUACUGCUAGUGGAGAUGCUGGUGCUAGUACCAGUGUUGGUGCACCCGCAAGUACAAGUGCAGUUGCGGGUGCAGUCAUGUCGUCGGUAAGAGGUGCGAUCCGCGGCAAGAGAAUUUUGCCUGCUGAUCUUUUUGUUACAAAACCGAAUCAUAUAAAGAACAAAAAAGGUGAAUUUGGCAACCACAUAAUGCUAAAAGUAAAUUACUUUAAACUACUUAGAGCGACCGAUUGGGCUCUUUAUCAAUAUCAUGUUGAUUUUAAGCCCGAAGUAGAUCGCACAAUUGUGCGUAAAGGUUUGCUGAGAAUACAUCAAAAGAGUAUCGGUGCAUACAUCUUUGAUGGUACUGUAAUGUAUACAAGUCGUCGAUUGCCUGACCGAAUGGUAUUCACUUCAACUCGACAAUCGGAUGAACAGCACAUCACGAUUACUGUUCGUAUUGUGGGCGAUAUGCUGGUAGGAGAUGCUCAAUACUUACAGUUUUUUAACAUUAUUAUGAGAAAAUGCUUUGACCAUCUAAAACUAAAAUUAGUUGGCCGCAAUUACUUCGAUCCUCAAAAUAAAAUUCUCAUGCGAGAUUGCAAACUGGAAUUAUGGCCGGGGUAUUUGUCAUCCAUUCGUCAACAUGAACGAGAUAUCUUGAUGUGCGUCGAGAUAACGAAUAAAGUUAUGCGAUUAGAAACCCUGGGAGAUAUUCUCAAUAAUUGUUAUCAGGAAUAUCGCGAAAAUUACCAAGAAGCUUUCUCUAAAACCGUGAUUGGCACGGUAGUGUUAACUGAUUACAACAAUAAUACAUACCGCAUAGAGGACGUUGAUUUUACCACGACUCCUAAUGACACAUUUACUGUGAAAAAUGGUGACAAAAUAACAUAUGUAGAUUACUACAAGAGAAAGUAUGGCGUUAAUAUUUCAAAUCGAAGACAGCCAAUGUUGGUGACGAGAUCCAAAACAAAGGGUCGACAAGCUGAAGAAGAAGAACGUGUUUUCUUGGUGCCUGAAUUAUGUCGUGCAACAGGUCUAACUGAUGCUAUGAGGGAGAAUUUUAGACUUAUGGCGAGUCUAGCUGGCGAGACGCGUCUGUAUCCUGAAAUGCGUAUGACCAGAUUGAUGAGUUUUAAUGGAAGACUUCAAAAAGAACCUGCUAUUGUGAAAGAAUUAGGUGAAUGGAACUUACAGUUGGAUAAUAGGCUACUCGAAAUCCCCGCACGGGAGUUACCCGGUGAAACUCUCUACUUCGGCGGCGGAAAUAAUGCAUCUAUCAAAGUUGAGAGAGGAGACUGGAGCAGAGAUAUGCAGAAAAAGCACUGUGUAGUUUCUCCAAAAUUGAACAAUUGGAUCUUCAUAAUUUCGGAGAGGGAUAAGGGUUUGGCACAGGGGUUUAUAAAUACAUUAUUAAAAGUUUCAUCGGGAAUAUCGUUUCACGUUGAAGAGCCGAUGAAACAGUACAUUCCCGACGAUAGACCGGGUACCAUUAAUGAGAGACUCGAACGAAUCCUUAGCCAACAAAUACCACAGUUGGUGUUCUGCGUGGUAUCCAACAAUCGCAGUGAUCGCUAUUCGACCAUCAAAAAGAAGUGCUGUGUGGACCGUCCUGUGCCAUCGCAGGUCUGCCUGACCAAGACACUGGGACAUAAGAGUAUCAUGUCUAUCGCUACGAAAAUAGCUAUUCAAAUGAAUUGUAAAUUAGGCGGGGCACCGUGGCAUGUGGAAAUUCCGAUUGGAGGGCUAAUGGCCAUCGGAUUUGAUGUCUGUCACGACACAACACUGAAAGACAAAGAUUUUGGUGCUACAGUGGCCACUGUAGAUAGAUAUAUGACAAAAUAUUUUAGCGCAGUAAACGCACACACAAACGGGGAGGAGCUGUCGAAUGAGCUCUCUGAUAACAUCUGUAGAGCCGUGCAAGCGUAUAACUCGGUGAACAAAAAUUUUCCGGAGCGCAUUGUGAUUUACCGCGACGGCGUUGGUGAAGGUCAGGUGCCGCAAGUAUUGGAGCAAGAGGUCGGACAAAUAAGGAAGAAACUCGAUGAGAUGUACAAGAAUGAGAAGAAACCACCGUAUAAGAUGGCUUUUAUAAUCGUGACAAAGCGUUUAAACACACGUUUCUUCUAUAACAAAGGUAACCCGAACCCGGGCACAGUGGUCGAUGAUGUCAUCACAAGCCCGAUCAAGUACGACUUCUUCAUCGUGUCGCAAAAGGUGCGACAGGGCACAGUGACACCUACUGCCUACAAUGUCGUCUAUGACAACCUUGGUCUGGAUCCCGACAAGAUGCAGCGUCUGACGUACAAACUGACUCAUAUGUAUUACAACUGCACGAACACCGUUAGAGUACCAGCGCCAUGCCACUAUGCUCACAAACUAGCAUUCCUGGUGAGCAAGUUCAUUCAUCGGCCGCCAGCCACACAACUGCAGAAGACGUUGUACUUCUUGUAAUUUUUCUCUCAUUUUGCAAUAUCAAUAUCAUACCAUUUUAUAUUUUUUCAGUUUUUUUACAUAGUAUCCAUUUUAUUUUUAUCAGUAUUACAGUAUUCAGGCGAUUUACUUAGAAAACAAAGUUUAUUUUUGUAAUAAUUAAGUAGACAGAAGUUGGAGCUCUAAGAGAGAGAACCAAAUGUUACAAUAUUUUUAUUGCUCUUGAAAGAACACUUAUAAAAUAAUACUUUAUAAGAAAAUACAUUUUUUAUUAUAAAUGAUUAAUAAAAAUUAUUAACGUUGAUAUGAAAUGUUAGAACAAAAAAAUGAUAAGCAUUAAAUUAAGAUAUAAUUUGAAUCUAUAGCAGUGGUUGUUUUUUAGCUCUUUAACUUCUUGGAUAAUUUUUGAGACUUCCGUCAUAAAUUAUAUUGAGGCUAUAUUGAAUUACAGAAAAAAAACUUUUCAUUUAUUUUUUGUAAAAUAUACGACUGUUAUCACGCAUAUUCAAUAUAACUGCAGCAGAGAGUCAAAUUAAUCAGAGUUGCGUCAAUCUAGGUCAGGCCUACAGCCGAGUUACACUUUUCAACAUUUUUUUUAAAUAUUUAUUGCUGUUUCUCUCAUUUCAUAGUUUCUAAGUUACUCGCAGCAUUUUAGAUUGGUUUUAAAGCUGUGAAAUGAGAAAAAUAGGCAUAAUUGUCAAGAAAAUCAAUCGAAAAGUGCAAUCCGGCUGCAGACUUGAUUUAAAUUAUCGACAGAUAAGAUAUCUAUCUACUCGAUAUGAACAUUCGAUUAUUCCUAAUGUGCCAUUUCACAUUUACCUCUCACAUGCUGUUGUAAAAUCAUUAAUUUCGGAAACAUUUUUUCUUCCGUCUGGACAUUGUAUCCGAGCAAUGAAAUGAAAUAAAUGUGUUAUUUUAUAGUUACCAUAAAUCAAUUUAAGUGCCAAGUUUAGUUUUAUCUUUUUGUAUACCAAAGUUACAUACCCCACUAUAUUAUAUGCUACGACUUUCUUCCGAUUUCAGGAUUUAUAAUAUAAGUGAAUGAUUAUAAGAUUAUAUACUUUUAUUGUAUGUUUCUAAUAAAUAUGUGUAAUUUUGAUUGCAUCUGAGUAAAGAAUAUUUUUGACGGUGCUAGUGACAAAUGUUAUGAUUAUUAUUAGGCUAUCAAGCAAAACUAAUAGUUACAAUUUUAUUUAAAAAUUAUGUCAAAUCACAGUCUAUAAC